GAAGUGUCAGACUGAAUGAUCAGUGAAAGCUUUAAGCCAAGCCUACACACUUCAAACUCAAGGCACGCUGAACUAGAGUCGUCAAGCCCCGGGGCUGCGCUAAGGUGGUGUCAAGCACCGUCAGUGCGAGGAAAUCGAGGUGGUCCUUCUGCAACAUGGAAGAGUCAGCGCUGUUUGCCCACUGAAAUCCCUCAUCCAGAGAUCCUGCCAGGCGUAGGUCGCAGCUGGGUUCCCUCAGAGACCCGUGAGCCGAGGGGUUACCUAACGAAGCUCCUGCAGAAUCACACCGCCUAUGCCUGCGACGGGCAACACCUGAGCCUGCACUGCCCUCGGCACUCAACCAUCAGCGUUCAGUCAGCGUUUUAUGGGCAGGACCCCCACGUGUGCAGUGCUUGGGAGCCUGAAACCAGGAUGACAGAACCCAGGAACUGCGUGGCACCCACCUCUUUGCAGAAAGUACUGGAUGAAUGCCAAAACCUGAGAUCCUGCCAACUCCUUGUCAAUAGUCGGGUUUUUGGGCCUGAUCUGUGUCCAGGGACUACUAAAUUCCUCCUUGUCUCCUUUAAAUGCAAACCUACUGAAUACAAAACCAAAUCAGCAUGUGAAAACCAGGAACUGAAGCUCCACUGUCAGGAAUCCAAGUUCCUUAUCAUCUACUCGGCCACCUAUGGCAGAUGGGCACACGAGGAGAGCGUCUGCUCAACAAAGGCGGAGCACACACCCCCCUUUGACUGUUUGUCUUACACAGCGCUGGAAGUGUUAUCAAAGAGGUGUUAUGGGAAACAGAGAUGCAAAAUCAUUGUCACUAGCCAGGAUUUUGGAAGUCCAUGCCUACCCGGAGUGACAAAAUACCUAAAUGUCAGCUAUGCAUGUGUUCCUAAAUUUAUCCUCACAGCAGUCAACCCCCUGGUCCCUGAUAACAAGUCUUCCAUCAAACAGAAUGAUGGUGUGGACCUUGAUCCAAGGGAAUCGAGACUUCCAAAGAAAGACGGAACUAUUGUUAGCUCUAACUACUUGGCUACAUUCGCAUACCUUAGAGAUCACCCUGAAAGAGUCGCUCUCCUGUUUGUGUCCAGCGUUUGUGUGGGGUUAAUCCUCACACUGUGUGUCUUAGUCAUCUGCGUGUUGUGUCCUAGUGACAUCCAGAAACUGCACAGGAAGAAGGAUCAGCUGGUGCCAGAGAGUGCCAGAGCCUACAGGAGCAGUGAACAGGAGGAGGAGGAAGAGGAGGGGGAGGAUUCCUCCCUUUCAAACACCCAGGAUGAGACAGACAGACUUUACAGACCUUCUUACUCAGGUUAUAACUCAGCAGAGGCAGCGGAACUGGCCGAAAGGAUUGAGCGCAGGGAGCAGAUCAUACAGGAAAUCUGGAUGAACAGUGGUUUGGAUAUGACACCCCCUAGAAAUAUGAAUACAUUUUAUAUUAAUGAACAAUAAAUGGCUUAUUUUGGAUGACACUCUACCCCUUUUUAAAAAAAAAAUGUACCUUCUGUGAAGGAACAUUUGUAUCAGUGAAUAUAAUUAUUUGUAAAAUAAAAAUAAAUAUAUACAAUAAAAAGAGGGCUUCAUACCUUUGACUGUCUAUAAAUCCUUCUGUGAAAAA
Messenger RNA from Pyrgilauda ruficollis (rufous-necked snowfinch), 1603 nucleotides. It is a transcript of the gene EVA1C, whose product is annotated as eva-1 homolog C. Gene Ontology annotation, cellular component: extracellular region. The record is from RefSeq and is a predicted model, not a curated record. Gene Ontology annotation, molecular function: carbohydrate binding; heparin binding. Lineage: Eukaryota; Metazoa; Chordata; Aves; Passeriformes; Passeridae. The coding region runs from base 16 to 1437 and encodes 473 amino acids. The transcript is spliced from 9 exons.